This is a messenger RNA of Cololabis saira (Pacific saury), 4465 nucleotides long. RefSeq names its product kelch-like family member 3 (gene klhl3). Lineage: Eukaryota; Metazoa; Chordata; Actinopteri; Beloniformes; Belonidae. Gene Ontology annotation, molecular function: protein binding. The record is from RefSeq and is a predicted model, not a curated record. Bases 63 to 1874 code for a protein of 603 amino acids. The transcript is spliced from 15 exons.
UGUUUUCUGCAGCAGAGUGCAGCAUCCCUCUCCCAGAUCCAGGCUCCCUGAGCUGCAGCCUCAUGCCUGCUGAGCUGAGCGACUCCGGGAUGGACGAAGUCUCGUUGGGUCUGGUGGCCGCGCCGGCUUCACCGCGUCCAACCUGCACCACGGAUUCAGAGGAGGACACGGCGAACGAGGGGAUGCACACCUUCAACCAGACGCACAUGAGGAAAGCUUUCCAGCUCAUGAACGACCUCAGAAGUAAAAGGGUGCUGUGUGACGUCCAGCUGGUGGCGGGGAGCGUGGAAGUGCCAGCUCACCGGGUGGUCUUGGCCUCCUGCAGCCCCUACUUCUGUGCCAUGUUCACAGGUGACAUGAGCGAGAGCAAAGCCCAUCAGGUGGAGAUCAGAGAAGUAGAUGGUCAGACUCUGAGAAAACUGGUCGAUUACAUUUACACAGCUGAGAUAGAGGUCACAGAAGACAACGUCCAGGUUCUGCUGCCAGCAGCUAGUCUCCUCCAGCUGAUGGAUGUUCGCCAGGUCUGCUGUGAAUUUCUGCAAUCUCAGCUUCACCCCACCAACUGUCUGGGCAUCAGAGCCUUCGCUGACCUGCACACGUGCACACAGCUGCUCAACCAGUCCCAUGCAUAUGCUGAGCAGCACUUCACUGAGGUGGUGCAGGGUGAGGAGUUUCUGGGCCUUUCUCUGCAGCAGGUCUGCACCCUCAUCUCCAGCGAUAAACUCACCGUCUCCACAGAGGAAAAGGUGUUUGAGUCGAUGAUAUCUUGGAUCAAAUACGACAAACCGGCUCGUCUGGAGUUCAUGCCCAAACUAAUGGAGCAUGUCAGACUUCCUCUGCUGUCGCGGGAUUACUUGGUACAGAUUGCUGAGAAAGAAGCUUUGAUAAAGAACAACAACACCUGCAAGGACUUUCUCAUAGAGGCAAUGAAGUAUCACCUGCUUCCUGCUGACCAGCGGCACCUCAUCAAGACGGACCGGACUCGGCCCCGAACUCCCGUCAGUAUCCCUAAGGUGAUGAUCGUGGUGGGCGGCCAGGCCCCUAAAGCCAUCCGCAGCGUGGAGUGUUACGACUUCCAGGAAGAUCGUUGGUACCAAGUAGCUGAUCUGCCAUCUCGACGCUGCAGGGCAGGUGUGGUUUCCAUGGCAGGACGAGUGUUUGCAGUCGGGGGGUUCAACAGCUCCCUGCGAGAGCGGACGGUGGACGUGUACGACGGAGCCAGGGACCAGUGGACGUCCGUGGCCAGCAUGCAGGAGAGACGCAGCACGCUGGGAGCCGCUGUGUUGGGGGAUAUAUUGUACGCUGUUGGAGGAUUUAAUGGAAGCAUAGGUUUGUCGACUGUCGAGAUGUACAACUAUAAAACUAACGAGUGGCUGUACGUUGCACCGAUGAACACGCGGCGCAGCAGCGUGGGCGUUGGGGUGGUGGAUGGUAAGCUGUAUGCAGUGGGGGGUUACGACGGAGCGUCACGGCAGUGUCUUAGUACUGUGGAAGAGUAUGAUCCAGUCGCUGAUCAAUGGUGCUACGUAGCUGACAUGAGCACACGGAGGAGUGGAGCAGGUGUGGGUGUGCUGGGUGGUCUUCUGUACGCGGCCGGAGGUCAUGACGGUCCUCUGGUCAGGAAGAGCGUGGAGGUUUACGACCCGCAGACCAACACGUGGAGACUCGUCUGUGACAUGAACAUGUGUCGACGAAAUGCAGGUGUCUGUGCCAUUAACGGGCUGCUGUACGUGAUCGGGGGAGACGAUGGGUCCUGCAACCUUUCCUCCGUAGAGUUUUAUAACCCGGCCACAGACAAGUGGAGCCUCAUUCCCACCAACAUGAGCAACGGCCGCAGCUACGCAGGGGUGGCAGUGAUUGACAAGCCGUUAUGACCCAGGCCAUCACACAGCAUCCCUUCUGUGUCAACACCCUGCUCCAGAGCCGACGUCUGAAGCAAAGUCGUGGAGAAAUAAUGCCUGAAAUAAGCACUGUUCAAAAAAACAAAAAACAAAAAAAGACAUGCUCUCAGCCUUCAGCUAACACAGACGCAGAUUAAUCUUGACUUUUGGUCUGCUGUGUUACCAACAACCUGAUUUCAUGCUGUCUCCAGACCCUUUCCACAGCACUGUGACUUUAAGGACAUCGUUGCACUGCAGAAGAAGAGACUGCCACAGGACAGUGGGUUUAUACGAACUUUGAGUAGAAGGUUUUCAAAUGCCAAGCACAUAGCAAGCAGCCGCAUCAGCUGCCACCAUGUGGACUCAGUUGUGAAUGUCAGGAAAGAGUUUUUGUCAAGAAAGGACUGACAUUAAUGGACCAAAUGGAGUUUUUCUGAACUGAAUCGAAUCUGGACAGCUGAAUACUUAAAAAAAAAUAAAAUAAAAACACCAGCUGACAAGAACGUUGAUCUACUGACCACACAAAACUCGCUGUCUCAGGAAUACUGGCUGCCAACAACAAUCAGGAUGUUGAUGCAAUAAUCCACGUGUUGCAACGCAGGCCUGAGACUGGAUGUUGCAGGAACAAUAUUCAAAAUCCUGGAAACCUGAGUCUGUAUUUCAGUUUUUGUUUUUUUUAAUUUGUUCAUAUAACACUCUGUUUUCCUGAAAUUAGUUGCUUAACUUUAUCCUGAACACAAAGAAUUAAGCAUUUUGAUUGCCUGCUUACUGUCUGCAGCUGCUGGACCAAACAAAGACCAGAGCUCCUGUUUGGGAUGAGAUUCGCCUCUAUUGCCAGCAGUAUUAAUUCUCAACCCAAACGCCUGCGCCUCAAGGGCUGCAGGAUAAUGUAAAGAAUGUAGAAAAUGUCUUAUAUGCAAACCAAGUUAUCUAUUUAAUAUUUUUGAGAUUGUUUUCAAAGACGUCUGGAAGCACGGCUCCGGCUGCGGACCAGCUGCUGGGGCUUUGAUUCUGAUAUGGAAACACUACUGAUGCUCUGAUCUCUUUUGCACUGACCUACAGACCAGCAGGACUUGCUGACGAACCAGUGAAGCUCUAACCGUCUUUCCGACUGACCAACACGCUGCAUCUCUGACCUGCUGUCAGAAAGACGGCUGCUCGUCUGUCUCCCUCACUGAACUCAUUCGCGGGAGCUUUUACACUCGCUCUUAAAGGCCAAUACUUUCAUCAGAAAUUGUAAAAAAUGUGACCAAAAUAUGCCAGUUAUGAUGUUAGAAAGAUGCUGGAGGUGUUUUUGUUUUUCUUUUAAACUAAGUAAGAAAUUGAUAUGUUUAAAUAUUCCUUCUCGUUGUCUGUGUCAAAAUUCAGCUGUAAGAUUAUCAUGUCAAAGAUGCAGAUUUAAGAUUUCUAUUUAUUCAACUAAUUACAUACCGUUUAUUCACGUAAAGUGAAAAUCUCCUUUUUUUUUUUUUUUUUCUUCCUCAGCCUAAUUAUGUCACAGUUGUGAGCUUUUCACAUCUAUUUAGAUGAGGGGGACUGUGGGUAACUUAAUGGUGCCAUGACCUUGAAGAAAAACACUAUUGAAACUAUUUUAUAGUUGUUUUUUUUGUUUGUUUAAUAGUAACCUUUUAAUUACACAUUAAAAAUAAUGGGGUUUCUCAAUUUUUGUGGUCAUUAGAAAACUUAUUUAGCAAGAAACUUGAAGAUCUUUACAUUUUGCGUACUUCAUUCCUCCAAAUUUAUGGAUUAAUGGUUUGUUUUUCCAAUUAAUCCAUAUUGGUUUCAGUUCUCAUGAUUUAAGACUUGGACUUUAAGCAAAAUGCUCCUCACAUUCUGGUUUUGAGGAGGCUCUUCAGAUGGGACAUGGUCACGAGUUGUUUGGAGAAUUUACAGAAGGUAAUACUUGGUAAUGCUUCAUUAAGAAAUAUUAUAAAGUUUAUAGGCCAGAGUCACUUAAGAUUUUAUUAAAAUUCUUUAACAGUCAGUUGAGGUUGAUUUAUGUCACCAUUUUAUAAAUUAAUUUGCUUCAUAAAUAUGUUUUCACUGUUUUAACAUGUUGAAAUAUUAAGUUACUGACGCAUCACUACUAUCAACUAGAUUGUUCUUAUAUCAAAGUGGUCGAGCAUUUGAACUUUGAUGUCAAUGUUUCUAUGUUUGGGACCAGUAGUUCUGGAAAUAAAAAAUCACUGCAGCCUAAUCGGUUACAACUGCAGUUUAAGUUUGAUGUUAAUCGGCCAAAACAUGAACACUACGUAUGAAUAGCAGCUUCUGCUGCUAAUUGGACUUUGAGAUGAGACUUUUGAAACUGAUUUAUUGGAUGUUUUCUGAAUAAUCACAGUGUGCCGUUUUAUAUAUUUUUAUAUAAUUCCUGGAUAUUGUGAAUUCAACAGUGAGGCAUCUUCUCUGCUGAGAAUUGCACAAUAGCGUUGAGCCGCUGUUGUCACCGCGCGUGUUUUUCCACCGAGUGAGACAUCACGCUGCUCCUCCCAGCUCUGCUGAGCUGCACAUGCGCAGUAGAGUACAGCGCCAGGUAAACAUGGCAGCGGCCGACGCAACAGCAGGCGACUGGUAGCAAAGAUCAUUAA